GCUGACUGUACGGUCUGGUGGGUUAACUGGCCGCGGGAUACCCGCUUCUAACCGCCCACCCGGAAGAGGAGCCGGCCGGGCAGCCGAGGGGGACGCGCUGCGCCGGGGGCUGCGGUUCUCGCGCUCUGGAAUCCAGGCUGAAGAGAGGCUCUUUUAUCAAAUGUCACGCCAUGCUUUUACCACCUUUCUGGUUAAAGACUGAUUUUCUUCUCAGAGCAUUUUCCUGCUAAAAUGUCCUUACCUCUAACAGAGGAGCAGAGAAGAAAGAUCGAAGAGAAUCGACAAAAGGCUCUGGCCCGUAGAGCAGAGAAAUUAUUAGCAGAACAGCUUCAGAGCACAUGCUCGGAUUCCUCCACUCCUUCAAAACCAUCCCAGUCUAAGCAGUGUCCUGCCCAGAACCCCCUCAGGGAUCCUUCUAAGCCUGUGAACCAUCAUGGCAGUGACAACACCAAGCAACAGAAUCCCAGCAGUUUAUUUCAUGGAGACCAAAGACCUCAUCAUUCCCACAGUUCUCAUCCCCCCAGCACAUCAGAGCAGGCAAACGGGGCAUCCAAGAGCCAGAAAGAGAUGCCCACAGCCUGCCCAAGCCAGAGCCCACCAAGACAAAUGACACUCCCUGCCAUCUCCCCUCCCUUGGCACAGAGCCCUCCAACAGUCCCCACAACUCAUGAACCUUUGGCCAAAGCCAAGCUAUCCCAAGAGACACCAGCAUGUUCCUCUACGUGGCCUCUCAGGGAUCCUGACAACAAGACAGCAACACCCUCCACUCCAGGGCAGAGCACUGCCAACACCCUUUGUGGCACAGGGAGUGUGAUGCCCAGGACAGAGGGAAGGCCCCAGCAGAAGGGGAGAUGCAUACGGAACGGAGAUCGUUUUGAGGUGAAGAUCGGGUACAAUGCGAAGCUCAUUGAAGUGUUUAAGCGGCUGCCCAGCAGAAACUACGAUCCUGUCACCAAGACGUGGAACUUUGGCAUGAGUGACUACGGUGCCCUGAUGACAGCAGCCCGGAGCCUCCCUGCAGUUACCCUGCAGCCUUUGGAAGUGGCCGAGGGCAGCAGGGAAGCCUUGCCCACUGACGCUGGUGGCAGCAGCAGCAGUGACAGCUGGACACAGCCUGGCCUGCCUCCUGCUCCCUCCCUUGCCUUUGUCAAAGGACGAUGUGUGCUCAUCUCCCGGACCCGAUUUGAAGCAGACAUCGGCUACUCCCAGGAGCUGAUCGCUGUGUUCAAACAGAUGGAUUCCAGAAACUACGAUGCCAAGACCAGGAAGUGGAACUUUCUCUUGGAAGAGCACAGUAAACUGAUUGAGUGUGUGCGCCGCCUCUCCCAAGUUCAGCUGGAUCCUCUGCCCACCACUCUGGUCCAGGCCUUCGCGUCUCAGCUGGAGAAGACGUCUCCUGAAACCGAGGUCCCUGAGGCAGACCUUUCUGGAGUGGACGCCAAGCUCGUGUCUAACCUGCUGCCCUUCCAGAGAGCCGGAGUCAACUUUGCCAUCGCCAAGAGGGGCCGCCUGCUGCUGGCCGAUGACAUGGGCCUGGGGAAGACCAUCCAAGCCAUCUGCAUAGCAGCCUUUUACAGGAACGAGUGGCCGCUGCUGGUGGUGGUGCCGUCAUCCGUACGCUUCACCUGGGAGCAGGCCUUCCUCCAGUGGCUGCCCUCCCUGCGUCCAGACAACAUCAACGUGGUGGUGAAAGGGAAGGACAGCCUGACAGCAGGCCUGGUCAACAUCGUCAGUUUUGACCUUCUGAGCAAGAUGGAGAAACAGCUGAAGUCCGCCUUUUUUAAAGUCGUCAUCAUCGAUGAAUCUCACUUCCUCAAAAACAUUAAGACUGCCCGCUGUCGUGCGGCUAUGCCCAUCCUCAAGAUGGCCAAGAGGGUAGUCUUGCUGUCAGGCACGCCCGCCAUGUCCCGGCCCGCAGAGCUCUACACGCAGAUCGUCGCGGUCAAGCCAACUUUCUUCCCUCAGUUUCACACGUUUGGGCUUCGCUACUGUGAUGCCAAGCGGCAGACCUGGGGAUGGGACUACUCAGGCUCCUCCAACCUGGGCGAGCUGAAGCUGCUGCUGGAGGAAGCCAUCAUGCUGCGCCGCCUCAAGUGCGACGUCCUCUCCCAGCUGCCCGCCAAGCAGCGCAAGAUGGUGUUGCUCGCUCCAGGCCACAUCACUGCCAAGGCCAGAGCCGCCCUGGACGCUGCAGCCAAGGAGAUGACCACCAGGGCCACGAAACAGAAGCAGAAAGAAGCCCUCAUUCUCUUCUUCAACAAGACGGCUGAAGCGAAAAUCCCAUCUGUCAUAGAAUACAUCCUGGACCUGCUGGAGAGUGGGAAAGAGAAGUUUCUGGUGUUUGCACACCACAAGGUGGUUCUGGAUGCUAUCACGAAGGAGCUGGAGAGGAAGCAUGUGCAGCACAUCCGCAUCGAUGGUGCCACCCCCUCGGCAGACCGCGAGGAGCUGUGCCAGCGCUUCCAGCUGUCCGAGAGGCACGUGGUGGCCGUGCUGUCCAUCACCGCCGCCAACAUGGGCCUCACCCUCUCCUCUGCUGACUUGGUGGUGUUCGCCGAGCUGUUCUGGAACCCAGGGGUGCUGAUCCAGGCCGAGGACCGUGUACACCGCAUCGGCCAGUCGAGUUCUGUGGGCAUCCACUACCUUGUGGCGAGAGGCACGGCUGACGACUACCUCUGGCCCCUGAUUCAAGAGAAGAUUAAAGUUCUGGGUGAAGCUGGGCUUUCUGAAGCCAAUUUUUCAGAAAUGACGGAAUCCACUGUUUUCCUGUACAAGGACCCAAUGCAGCAGACCAUCUACGACCUAUUCCAGAAGUCCUUAGAAGAAGAUGGGAAUGACAAGGAGCUCCUGGAGGCUGCAGAGCUCUUUGACCCAGGAAGUGCUUCAGGAGCUGCACAGAGUGGCUCCCUGGACGGAGAAGACAUACCGGAUGAAGGCACAUCAGCCGGCUGCUCAUCCAAGAAGAGGAGAUUUGAAUUUUUUGAUAACUGGGACAGUUUUACCUCUCCCCAGUGAGGGCUGUGGGGGGGGGGGGGCAGGGGAUAAACAAGAUUUAAGAAUCACGGAAUUC
Molecule: messenger RNA, 3070 nt
Organism: Erinaceus europaeus (western European hedgehog)
Lineage: Eukaryota; Metazoa; Chordata; Mammalia; Eulipotyphla; Erinaceidae
Gene: SMARCAL1
Product: SWI/SNF related, matrix associated, actin dependent regulator of chromatin, subfamily a like 1
Exons: 18
Coding region: 232-3015 (927 amino acids)
Biological process (GO): DNA repair; replication fork processing
Cellular component (GO): nuclear replication fork
Molecular function (GO): ATP-dependent chromatin remodeler activity; ATP binding
Source: RefSeq, a predicted model, not a curated record